Messenger RNA from Parnassius apollo (apollo), 435 nucleotides. NCBI's taxonomy places the organism in Eukaryota, Metazoa, Arthropoda, Insecta, Lepidoptera, Papilionidae. The record is from the annotation of a GenBank genome assembly.
AUGAUAUUGUUAUUUGGAAAAGCCAAGAUCAAGUGCCAAGCGGGAGAAAUUGCUCCAAAUGGUUUCGGAGUUGGAGGCUGCAGCCCUUUAAUGGAAAUGUAUUUACUGAGGCCUGUUACCAAAGCUGCUGCUGCUGCAUAUUUUGAGGAACAAAAUGCUCAAACUAUUGCCAGGUGCCUGGUGGGCAGCACGCGCUCACUGCGCCGCCAGUGGUCGCUGGAGCGUGGCGACGUGCUGGCGGCUGCGGCAGCGGCUGCGGGAGACGCGGCAGAUAUGAGGGGUUCAAGCCAUGUGGGGGGCGCAGCGAAUGUGGUGGGUACGGGAGAGGUCGUGGGUGAGCCGCUCGCACUGCGCGCCCCCCCGCCCCGCGCGCCGCUUGCACGCUACCGCACGCGCCCUGAGCCGCCCCUACCAGACGACACACGCGUCUCCUAA